AUGCUCGCGGCGUCGGAAUCGCCGUCGCACAAUGCAUCGUCGACUACAAAAUCUUGUUCCGGGGCGAGUGGCCCGAUACGCCCGAGGGGCAGCAACAAACGCCAUCAGCCUACGAGAUGUCACACAAAAUGCGCUUGGAGGAUUCGCGAAGUGCUCAAGAAGAACGGUGGCAUCUACAUCAAAGUCGGUUAACCCAGUCGAUUCAUCUCGAUUUGUCUCGUUGCUCUGCUGAUUUUGUACCACGCCGAGUCCUGUGCAGCUUGGGCAACAUCUGUCGUCGUCCAGCUGAUUCCACUACCGUGGUCUCAAGCAAUGAUCCCUCUUCAAGACCAGUGCAAAGCGACACCCGGCUCGCCGAAUUGCAACAGCUCUUCCUCGACGAUGCAGGCGCUCCCUCUCCGACCUUCUUCUCCUCGUUCGAUCCAAACCCCAUCGGGGUCGCUAGCCUGGCCCAGGUCCAUCGCGCCCAUCCUCCGUGAUACGGGUGAACAGAUCGCUGUCAAGUUAUGCAUCCCGAUCUCGAGUAAGUUCAAUGCACGCAAUCUUGAUUGAUAGCUUUCUGCCGAGCUCAUUCCAAUGAUGUGGUCCCCCGAAAUCAAUCAGAGAAUUUUCCCAAAUUGACAUGAAAACCACGACUUUGAUGCUCCGGGUCGUCAAGAGCAUGUUUCCUUCGUUCGAAUUCACCUGGCUGGGCGAAGAGAUGGAAGAAAACUUGCCGCUGGAGAUGGACUUCAGUGAGGCACUCCGCCCAUUGGAUUCGCAGCAGAGGUGGUGCAACUGGCUGACGCUGGUCGUUUGAACUUUAUCCAGGGCACGAAGCUGCGAACGCGUCGAGGUGCCAAGCCGAUUUUUCGGACUUGAAAACGACAAGCCUAGUCAUUCCAAGGGUCAUCUGGGCGAAGAAGAGGGUCAUGGUGAUGCAGUUCAUCGAGGGUGCUCGAAUCGACGAUCUUGCGUACCUCGAGGCGCAUCAAAUCGACCGGAAUGAGGUGUCGAAGGAACUCUCAAGGAUAUUCUCAAGAAUGAUCUAUAUAAUCGGGUACGCCUAUUCUAUCGCAUGUCGCUCAUCUUCUCUUCCAAGUUAUUUUGGGAUGCUGCUAACCAUCAUCCAGGUUCUGCUUACCGUUCAAAGGUUCUUCCACGCCGAUCCUCACGGCGGCAACUUGCUGAUCCGCCCUGCCCAGCCUGGGAGUCGGUCGCGCAGUAAUUUUGAAAUCGUGCUUCUCGAUCACGGUACGACGGCUUGCUCCAUGACCUCUUACCAGAUGAUCUGCAUAUGUCUUACGCCGACCUUUUCUGCCUCCACAGGUCUUUACUUUGAAAUGGACUCCCCGCUCCGCGUGGCUUACGCGCGGCUAUGGCUCGCGCUCAUCUCCCCAUCCUCCCCGAAAGUCGAGGCCGACCGACGGAAAUAUGCCUACUUGGCCGGCAACAUCGACGACGAACUUUACCCCAUUUUCCAAGCCGCAAUCACGGGGCGAGCCGCACUGGAUGACCCUUACGCGGUCCGAGGGGACGAAGGAGGCAAGAAGGGUUCGGUGAUGGAGUUAGGAGAGCAGCACGCUGGAUGA
Molecule: messenger RNA, 1571 nt
Organism: Microbotryum saponariae
Lineage: Eukaryota; Fungi; Basidiomycota; Microbotryomycetes; Microbotryales; Microbotryaceae
Source: the annotation of a GenBank genome assembly